Messenger RNA from Phanerochaete carnosa HHB-10118-sp, 537 nucleotides. RefSeq lists its product as uncharacterized. The transcript is spliced from 7 exons. The coding region runs from base 1 to 537 and encodes 178 amino acids. Lineage: Eukaryota; Fungi; Basidiomycota; Agaricomycetes; Polyporales; Phanerochaetaceae. The record is from RefSeq and is a predicted model, not a curated record.
AUGUACCCAGUCCAACCUCCGAACUUCGUCGUGAAGCUUCCAGCCUUCGAGUCAUACCUCUCAGCCCGAUCGAUUUCGCGCAACCGAGCGCACUUCUGUGACACACAGCCUCCCGCCGUCGGCAACGACGGCCUCUUUGCGCGCCGUACGGCUGGUACGCUAGUCGUCGGGUCUGGCCGUCCCACCUGGGAAGCGGCGCGCACGGUCUUGGGUAUCCGGGGUCCCCAGACACUGAUGGGGCGGCCGUCUCGGACCUGUGCGGGCUCACCGCCCAUCUCUGCGUCGGUCCUUGUGACCCUCGGGCCAGCCUGUCGCACAAUUUCGCCCCUCCGUAUAGCAUGGGCGCGAUCAAGAUCGCCCCAGCUAUUUUCGAAAACGAUCUCGGCACGCCGGCGGUCGUCCUGUGCUGAAAACCAGGCACCGUUCGUGACUCCGCCGCAGCCGCCGCAAGUCUCGCUGCCGAUCUUCUUCGGCUUCCCGCAAGCGUCGGUCCCGCUGCCAUCGUACAAACUCGAGUACCCGCUCAAGCGGGAGUGA